CCAUGCAUCGCGCCGCCUGCCUCCUCCUCACGCUGGUCGCCGUGGCCUUUGGCCUCAACGGCUGGGAGUUCCCUAUCCUAACGGAGGAGUACCUCUCGGCGCCGCUCCAGACAUCGUUCACCUGCGACGGCCGCUCCUACGGCUACUACGCCGACGUCGACAACAACUGCGAGGUGUACCACGUGUGCCUGCCGCUCGAGGACGAUGAGGGCGUCGUCUACCAGACCGCCCACUUCUCCUUCAUCUGCGGCAACCAGACGGUGUUCAACCAGGAGACCCUCACCUGCGCCUCCACGGACCUGUCCUUCCCCUGCGCCGAAGCCCCGUCGCUCUACGACAUUGUCAACGCGGAGUUCGGCAGGGUCCCCGAGCUCGAGAGUUAAGCUCGCCCGCUCGUCACCUACGACAGGUACCUCGUCAUCUCCGGCAGGUGCUUCGCCAGCCGUGACAGGUGCCUCGGCAGACAUGACAGGUGCCCGAUCCUCGACUCCGCCCAUUCCGUCGUCCUUCCUCUCGCCCCCACAGGCCCUAGUUGAUCUAGGCCUACAUGUGUAAUCGCAGUUGAUCUGCCGUGUACAUAAUAAAAUUCCCCGUUACA
Messenger RNA from Penaeus indicus, 598 nucleotides. Its product is annotated as U-scoloptoxin(01)-Cw1a-like. Gene Ontology annotation, molecular function: chitin binding. NCBI's taxonomy places the organism in Eukaryota, Metazoa, Arthropoda, Malacostraca, Decapoda, Penaeidae. Bases 3 to 383 code for a protein of 126 amino acids. Gene Ontology annotation, cellular component: extracellular region. The transcript has a single exon. The record is from RefSeq and is a predicted model, not a curated record.